UCCAGACAAUGGAUCGGGAUGGAAAUGAGUUUCUGUUGAACGUGUGUGGUCCCCUGGUGGUCACUGACGUCCCUAGGUCAGGGUGUAAUCCCCAGGGAGUUUGUGGAUACUACAACGGAGAUUACGUAGGUAUGGGGAAGGUUCUCUCCUCGCCUCGAGUAGUAGCUAACGGUCAUAUUGAGCUACGGUACGAAGAGGGAGAUAUCUGUGAUGGUUCAGGAGGCACCUGGAGUUCUACAAUAUAUUUCACCUGUGCUGAAAUAAUUGACCCUAAAGCACCCUUUGGGAACCCUCGCCUUGUCUCUAUGGAUUCUACUAACUGUGAAGCAGUGUUUAAAGUUGCGACAAUACUUGCUUGUGCUAAUACAUCCAGGGAGAUGGAUAUCCAUGAGCCUGAUUCUUGUAAGAUCUAUCAUCCGGGUAGACAGAAGUAUGUAGAUCUAUCUAACCUGGAGAAACCAGGGAAAUAUAUAGUUCAAGAUCCGACCUCACAACAGGUUAAGUAUGAGAUCCAACCCUGUGGUUCUGUAGUAUCCAGCUGUGGAGGAUCUGUGUGUAAGGUUGAAGGGAUGAACAACUAUUCCCUCGGCAAGAUGAACGAUGUAAAAUAUUUCCCGGAGUCUGAGGAACUCAGGGUUAGAUAUCUAGAGGGAGACCUUUGUGGGAUUGAAAACAAAAGAUUCAUGACUAAAAUUUACUACAGCUGUGAUCCCAGCGCUGGAGUAGGAUCGCCUAGCCUGGACAAGAACGGUAAACUAGCUUGUAUGAUUAUCUUGAACUGGAGAACUAUUGAGCUGUGUACCAAGGAGGAGAUAGAUAGAUACAGACAAGAACAUUAUGAUCAUUGUGAUGAUUUAGGAGGAGGGAAGGUUGUAGAUGUAGAUAUCAAAGAUACAACUACUGUCAAGGAAUUAGUUCCUCCAAACACGGGAAUGUCCUGGGGUCAUAUAAUUAUUGUGCUGAUGAUGGUGGUCGGUAUAGCAGGAGGUGUUUAUAUAUACAGAACUCCAGGGGCCAGGGAGAGGGGUAACAGGACCCUCCAGGAGCUUAGGGCCAGGUUGCCUGUUGUGCUGGGCGGACGAUCCAGGAAUGAUUCUACUCUACUCGUCUCUAGUCCUGGAGCUCUCUUUUCGGAUGAGGACGAAUAUUCUUAGUCAAUAUAUUUUCAUCUAUCGUCCUUCUACCACCUUUAUCCGUCCUCAUUAACGCAUUUUUAUGCUAAACUUCGAUUUGUCAAAUCAUCGACCUUACGUAUCCUUUUAGAAACAUUUAUUAUUCAAUUUUAAUUCCAUUCCAUUUAAUUCCAUUAAUGAAUAGAGAGGCAGGGUUGGUUAAACUACUUCUGCGAGGUUAAGCUACUUUUCACUAUUCAUUGAAUCUGGUUCCAGUGCAGAAGAAAUUUUUUAAACUCAAAUUGAUGUUUGAAACUUAUAAUUGUGAUAUAUCCAGCUAGGAUAUUCAAAAAGUAUCAAAAUAUUCAAACUUGGAUCUAAAUGUCAAAAAAUAGACAAUUUGACAUUAAACUAAAAAGACCCGCAAACUUUAUGCUCGUAACAUUCCAUCAAUAUAAUAUAUAUGUGUGGUAUUAACUCAGUGUAUAGCAAAUCUAUUAUUAUUAUUAUUAUUAUUAUUUUAAUCAUUAUCAAUGCUGUCGUUAAAAUCUUCAUUUGUGAAAACUGUUUGAAGGGAAUAUAUGCGUAAUUUCAAGUAACCCUCCAUUGAUAGAGUGGCAUGUCCUUAUUAACAACAGUACCAGUAACAACUUUGUCUAUUCAAGAAUAUAUUAAGAUAUCCAUGCUUUUUUGGGGGUAACGGUUUGUUUUCAUAUGAGUUUUCCUUACAAACGCGACUAGCGCAUUUCUUCCUUCAGAAAACAAAUGCUCGAAAUAACAGAAUUAAACACUUUUUAAGCCAGAAAAACGAAGUUUUUUCCACAUACUUGAUCAGAAAAAGUUGUGUUAAAUAAACUAUCUUGAAUCUGGCAUGCUUCUCUUAAAAUAUGGGUAAUUAGGACUCUUCAAGUUGUUCGUUUCCAUUAAAUAUCUGUGAUUGUGAAACAAGGUUUAAAGCAUAGUUUACCCUUUAUUAUGAAAAUGACUGAUGAAAUUUACAAAAACUUGUUCUUCAACGUAAAAACGUGAUUUUCAAAAGAUCUGUAUUCUAUUUAUCACGUGAAUCAGACAUUAAAAAUCCGAUGUUGCUUGUUGUCAGCUAAUCCGAUUUCAAGCAAUUUUUUCCCAAAAAAAUGAUUUACAGAAGAAAAAAAAAUUAACCGUCCAUCACCGCGACCCCUUUCUAUAAACAUAUCUGCAGUCUACAAUCUACAUGUAUGCCCGUGCCAUAUCAAUAGAACCUUCUCAACAUUUCAGUGCCUUCAAUUUCUAUAUAUUAAGAUUUAUUGAGACGGGUUCUUCAUUUCAAUCUAUAAAACGACAUAAAUUUGGAUUCGCACCAUAUUAUUAAAUAUCUGUUAAAAAUGUAUUGUAUGUAUUUGUUAGACAUUUAGCAUUUAAAUUUUUUUCAGCUUAGGUUGUGUAACAAGGACUCAAAAGUGAAGUAGUUGUCUGUUUCAGA
Messenger RNA from Eurytemora carolleeae, 2574 nucleotides. RefSeq names its product cation-independent mannose-6-phosphate receptor-like. Gene Ontology annotation, molecular function: D-mannose binding; signaling receptor activity. Lineage: Eukaryota; Metazoa; Arthropoda; Copepoda; Calanoida; Temoridae. Bases 9 to 1154 code for a protein of 381 amino acids. Gene Ontology annotation, cellular component: trans-Golgi network. The transcript has 9 exons. The record is from RefSeq and is a predicted model, not a curated record. Gene Ontology annotation, biological process: lysosomal transport.